Molecule: messenger RNA, 2393 nt
Organism: Drosophila innubila
Lineage: Eukaryota; Metazoa; Arthropoda; Insecta; Diptera; Drosophilidae
Product: neprilysin-4
Exons: 1
Coding region: 24-2096 (690 amino acids)
Biological process (GO): protein processing
Cellular component (GO): plasma membrane
Molecular function (GO): metalloendopeptidase activity
Source: RefSeq, a predicted model, not a curated record
CAGCGAUCUAACGAUUCUGUAGCAUGUCAGAGUUAAGCUGGAAUAGAGCUUUGUCGCUGUUCAUCCUGUUGUUUGGGGGACUUCUUCAGGUCUGUGGCGAUGGCGAAACCUUUCAGCGUGUCUUCCAAACGGAGGAGACAGUGCGUCAAAGCAAAUCACAAGAGAUACGUCGUCAGAUGAAUCAAAGCAUUGAUCCCUGCACGGAUUUCUAUGAGUUUGCAUGUGGCAAUUGGAAAGGAAAGUCAUCGCCACAAUCGAAGCUGGAGCAUCAGAUCGAUAAGGAUCUGUUGCGACUCUUGGAUGAGAUAGCCCAUGCCAAGAAUAGUCCAGUGGCACGUCAGGCCAAGGAGUUCUACAAGUCCUGCCUCGGAGCACAGUCUCGGCAGAAUCAACAACAGCAGCAGUUCCUCAGCGAAUUCAUUCAACAGAAUGGGGGAUUUCCGGCCGUGCCUGGCUCCAAUUGGGCAGUCUAUCAUCAUGACUACGAUUGGUUGCAGGUCCUAGGUAGACUUAGGAAAUAUUAUGGCAUGGAGAUUCUUAUCGGACUGAGAAUUGGCUACAACUAUGAGAAUGUUCAGGAGAACAGCAUCUACCUAACUGAGCCAACUACUCUGAUACCCAGAGAACUCUGCACCCAGCGAAGAUUGGAUAUACGAGAUGAGGCCUACGCAGUCAUCGAGCAAUUGGUGGCAGCUCAACUGAAGACUUGGCUAGCCAUGGGAAAUGACGAAUCAGAUCGCUUAGCCGCCGACAUUGUCAGCUUUGAGCAUGAACUCUGUGGAGGGAUGCAUGACCUGGCUCCCUGGGAUGCUGAACUGAAUCUAUACAAGGUUAACAAUACCCGAAAGUCCUUAGCCGAAUGGGGAAAGAUGUUUGGAAUGGAAUUUGAAACAUAUGUUACCACCAGCUUCGGCCAGAACGUUUUCAGACCCGUCUACAUGGCUGCCCCGGAUUAUUAUCGACAACUAAAGCUCACCAUGGAUGCCCACAAUGUCAGUCAGCUGGCCAACUAUAUAAUGUACCGUGCUGUGGCCUCACUCACGUUUCCCCUCGAUGAUAAUCCGGGAAAAAGGCCAGCUCACUGUUUGGAAAGCGUGAAGCGACUGUUUCCGUCGGCAAUAGGGGAACUCUAUGAUCGGCAAUAUGCGAGUGUUGAGGUCAGGCAGCAACUGUAUCAAUUGUUUGAAAAGCUGAAGGAUUCGCUGAAGCACAGUGUAACCGCCGAGUGGCUGGAGGAGGGAAGCCGACGCAUAGCUCACCAGAAGCUCAGCAAUCUUAACUACACGCUGCCUGUCUAUGAGAAGCCUCUCGUGCUGAGGCUGCAACUGGAGCGCAACAAAUACUGGCAUAAUCUUCGCCAGCUACUGGGUGAGGUGCAGUCAAAGCAAUUGAAUCGACUCUACGAGGAGAACGUGCCAGCGCCAUCUGAUCCCGUGGAGGCCUACGAGACUCGAGUGCUUUAUCGGCCAGUCCAAAAUCGUCUGGAGCUGGGAUGGGGUCUCCUACAACCUCCCGCCUACGAUGAGCACUAUGGGAAUGCUCUGAAGUAUGCCACAUUGGGAACAACUAUGGCCAGGCAGAUGGUUAAAGCCUUCGAUGAGAUGCAUUGGUCUGUGGGAUUACGGGAGCACGACAACUGGGAUGGACUCACAGCAUGGAGGUAUCGCAAUCGCAGUGAAUGCUUCUCCCGCCACGUGGAGGAGUACCUGCAAAGCAAUCAAAGCGCCACGGAUGAACUGAUAGGCCGCAGUGCCGGACUGAAUGUCGCCUUCCAUGCCUACCUCACCUGGUUGGGAUUCCAAGAACCGAACAAUGACUUCACCCGAUUAACAAAAGAGACUCUCCCAGGUCUCAACUAUUCCAAUACAGCGCUGUUUUUCUUAGCCUUUGCCCAGCAACACUGCGAUCCGAGGGAACAUCCCGAGAACGAGGAGCCGGAUCCUAGGCCAGUUCUCACCUACAGCGUCCGACAGCGUCACAGCUGGACUCGCCUCCUGGUAAAUGGACCGCUCCGUAAUCUGCCCGAUUUCGCUCGCGAAUUCCAUUGCCCUGCAGGCACGCCUAUGAACCCCGCAGAGAAAUGUUUUAUCUAUUGAAGCACUUAAAUUAAGCUAUCGAUAUUAGUUUCGACAUUUGACUUGUUCACUUGAACCAAUGUUGAUGCAAACUUUUACUAUAUUUUACAAAUUUCUUGAUUAAAAAAAAUUAAAUAUUAUUUAGUAAAGAAUAAUAGAAAUGUAAUUAAUAUUUUUAGACGAAAAUUAUAAGUGCUGCGAGAAUGUAUGUUCGUUUUAAAGCCAAUAAAAAUGCGUCGAUAAGAGAAAACUUAUGGAUUGUAAGAUUGUGAAUUUUGAAUUGAUCUUGUCAUAUUUAAAUAGAUUUUUAAUCAAAUA